Drosophila busckii is the source of this 2144-nucleotide messenger RNA. RefSeq names its product protein sine oculis. Lineage: Eukaryota; Metazoa; Arthropoda; Insecta; Diptera; Drosophilidae. The record is from RefSeq and is a predicted model, not a curated record. Gene Ontology annotation, molecular function: RNA polymerase II cis-regulatory region sequence-specific DNA binding; DNA-binding transcription factor activity, RNA polymerase II-specific. Gene Ontology annotation, cellular component: nucleus; transcription regulator complex. Gene Ontology annotation, biological process: regulation of transcription by RNA polymerase II. The transcript has 7 exons. The coding region runs from base 832 to 2127 and encodes 431 amino acids.
UUGCGUGCGGUUCGCAGUUGUCGGUUUCGGUGAAUUGUUGUUUGGGGCUUUGAGGCCUCCGCCGGCAUACAGUGUGUGUUGGUCCAUAUUAAUAAUAAUAACGUAGCAAAUAAAUAAAUGUUCCGCUGCAUAAAUCAAAAGUCAAAUGUUAAUCGUGCGCACACAAGAGUAUCAUAAAUAGCGGUGACAGCCACUGUAAAGCGCAAUCAAUUGUUUUUAAAUUUAGCUAUAGUUUUGUUUUUCAUCUCAUUUGCUGCUGCUGCUGCUGCUGCUCAUUGUACGCAAUUUGUACAAGUCGCAGCAAAACGGGCAACAAUAUUUUGUGUGUGUGUGCUGCCUGCCACAGAAAAUUGCAACACGUGUUUAUGGCUAACAGUGCGUAUGAAAUAUUUAGUUGCGUGUCUAUUUUCGUUUAUGCCCAAACACACACACACACAUACAACAUACACACGCCGCGAAAUUUAUGCUAAUAUGUGUGAGUGAGUGAGUGAGUGAGUGCGAGUGCCCAAAAGGCACAUGUCAUUUAAAAAAUAAAAACACAUACAUACAUACAACAAAUUUUGGCUGGCUAACUGUAAGCUUAAUUAAUGUAUAAGCAACAGCGAUAAUUUUAAUAUCGGAUACGCAGCAGCGACAGUGAUAUAUCUAACUGUAAACUUCAUCGUUAUAAUUAUAUAGACAGCGCUCAAUAUACCAAAGACAACGUAUAAAUUAGGCUAAGGACUACUAAUCAGAGCAAAGGAUACGCACAAGCUGUUGAGCAAUUGAGUGAACAGCCGAACUCUGUCAGACAGACCGACAUACAUAUUCACACACCCACACACACACAGCAUGUUGCAGCAUCCCGCCACUGACUUCUAUGACUUGGCUGCCGCCAAUGCGGCAGCAGUGCUCACGGCGCGCCACACGCCGCCCUACAGUCCCACCGGGCUGAGUGGCACGGUGGUGGCUCUGCACAAUAGCAACAAUAAUAAUAACAAUAACAAUAGCACAAGCAAUAAUAAUCUUGAUAUGUUAACGCACAAUGGAGGCGGCGUGGGCGUGGCUGCCAGUGGAUUGCAUCUGCAGAGUAGCAGCAGCAGCAACGGCGGCGGAGGAGGAGGCGCUGCUGCUGCUGCUGCUGCUGGUCGUGAAUCUCUGCCCAGCUUUGGCUUCACACAGGAGCAGGUGGCCUGCGUCUGCGAGGUGUUGCAACAGGCGGGAAACAUUGAAAGACUGGGACGCUUCCUUUGGUCGCUGCCACAAUGUGAUAAACUGCAACUGAACGAAUCUGUGCUGAAGGCCAAGGCGGUCGUCGCAUUCCAUCGCGGACAGUACAAGGAGCUGUAUCGACUGCUCGAGCAUCAUCAUUUCUCUGCCCAGAAUCAUGCCAAGCUGCAAGCGCUGUGGUUGAAAGCGCAUUAUGUGGAAGCCGAAAAACUGCGUGGAAGACCUUUGGGUGCUGUGGGCAAAUAUCGAGUUCGUCGUAAAUUUCCAUUGCCGCGCACCAUUUGGGAUGGCGAGGAGACAAGCUACUGUUUUAAGGAGAAAUCACGAUCGGUAUUGAGAGAUUGGUACGCACACAAUCCGUAUCCAUCGCCGCGAGAGAAGCGCGAUCUAGCCGAGGCAACAGGACUGACCACAACGCAGGUUUCCAAUUGGUUCAAGAAUCGACGACAAAGAGAUCGCGCGGCAGAGCAUAAAGAUGGCUCUACGGACAAGCAGCACCUGGACUCAUCCAGCGAUUCGGAAAUGGAGGGCAACAUGCUGUCCAGUCAAAGCGCACAACAGCAGCAGCAGCAACAGCAAUCGCAACAGCAGCAACAUGCCUCGCAUCACCCGCACCACACGCAAACACAGCAGCAAUUGUCGCCGAAUGGCAACAGCAACAAUAACAACAACAACAACAGCAGCAAUAGUUUGCAUCAGCAACAACUGCAACACAUUGCCGUUGAGCAAAGCCUGCAACAUCAUCAGCAUCAGCAACAUGCUGCGACGGCGGCUAGCAAAAGCAGCGCUGCAGCUGCGGCCGCUGCUGUUGCUGCCUCACAAAUGCCGCCACUCUCUGCCGCCGUCGCCUACUCGCAUCUGCAUAGCGUCAUGGGCGCCAUGCCCAUGUACGAUAUGGGAGAAUAUCAGCACUUAUGAUUCUAGUUGGAGGCUGC